Molecule: messenger RNA, 396 nt
Organism: Cynocephalus volans (Philippine flying lemur)
Lineage: Eukaryota; Metazoa; Chordata; Mammalia; Dermoptera; Cynocephalidae
Product: histone H2A type 1-A-like
Exons: 1
Coding region: 1-396 (131 amino acids)
Biological process (GO): heterochromatin formation
Cellular component (GO): nucleosome; chromatin
Molecular function (GO): DNA binding; structural constituent of chromatin; protein heterodimerization activity
Source: RefSeq, a predicted model, not a curated record
AUGUCGGUUCGUGAAAAGCAAGGUGGCAAAGGACAUGCCAAAGCUAAGUCUUGCUCAUCUAGAGCAGGCCUGCAGUUCCCUGUGGGUCGUAUCCAUCGUCUUCUCCACAAAGGUGGUUAUGCCGAGCGCAUCGGGAUUGGUGAGCUGGUGUACCUUGCGGCAGUGUUGGAGUAUUUGGCAACUGAGAUCUUAGAGUUCGCGAGCAAUGCGUUCUGCGACAACAAGAAGACGCGCAUUGUCCCGCACCACCUGCAGCUGGCCAUCCGCAAUGAUGAGGAGCUCAACAAGCUGCUGGGCGGUGUGACUAUCGCUCAGGGCGGCAUCGUGCCCAACAUCCAGGCGAUGCUGCUGCCCAAGAAGACCGAGAGUCACCACCCCAAGGUCCAGAGCAAGUAA